Molecule: messenger RNA, 555 nt
Organism: Candidozyma duobushaemuli
Lineage: Eukaryota; Fungi; Ascomycota; Pichiomycetes; Serinales; Metschnikowiaceae
Gene: HNT2
Product: bis(5'-adenosyl)-triphosphatase
Exons: 1
Coding region: 1-555 (184 amino acids)
Molecular function (GO): catalytic activity
Source: RefSeq, a predicted model, not a curated record
AUGACCAAAGAAACAUUAUUCUACCAGUUCGCUGUGGACUCACAGGUCUUCUUCAGAUCCAAAUAUACCUAUGCAUUAGUCAACCUCAAACCGCUAGUUCCGGGUCACGUUCUCGUGGUGCCCUUGAGAACCACUGCUCUUCGUUUUGGUGACUUGACUCCAUCUGAGUCGCUGGACUACAUGACAUCGUUGCAGCUCAUACAGGGACUCAUAAGAAAGGUUUACAAAGCGGAUGCACUCAACAUUGCCAUCCAAGACGGACCCGAAGCCGGCCAGCUGGUUCCUCAUCUCCACACUCACUUGAUUCCUCGUUUCAAGACAGACGGUUACGGCGAUGGAAUAUACCUGAGAUUGGAGAAAAUCGACUUGGAGGCGGCCUACAAGGACUUCUUUGCUCGUAAGGCGCAAUUCCAAAAAGACGGUGCGUUCAAAGCACCAGAUGACGAUUCUAGAGAGCCCAGGACUGAGGAGGUCAUGAGCAAGGAAGCUGAGUACUUGAAGGCAGAGCUUGAAAAGUACCAGCAGGAGUUGGUUAAGGGAGAGGAGAAGUUUUGA